Microthlaspi erraticum is the source of this 471-nucleotide messenger RNA. Lineage: Eukaryota; Viridiplantae; Streptophyta; Magnoliopsida; Brassicales; Brassicaceae. The record is from the annotation of a GenBank genome assembly.
AUGAACCCCUCUGUUGUGGCUGCCCACAAGAGGAUUGGACUUCUCCAAAAGUUCAACAAAUGGCAAGGGAAAGCCAUUGAGAAGAUGCAAAAGUCCAUGGACAAGAUGGUGAGCAAGAUCAAAAGUUUGGAGAAGAAGGUUUCUGGUUCUUCAAGCAAGAAGAAGUCCAAGGCCCCACUUUCCCUAGGAGUAGAUCACUCCUCACCACCCAAGGAGGCUCCCUGCCCAAGAGCCUCACAGAGCCUCUUCUUUCGAGCCAAGGGAAGGAGAAGACAACACGCAGAGAAGGAGGAAGAGUUCCAAGGCCAGACGCUCCAACUCGAUCGAGUCCAAACAGAGGAAACUCAACUCGAUCGAGCUGAGGGUCGAGUUGACCUGGAGGAGCCCCUGUUUGAGAACCCGGGUUCGAGUACGAUCCAGCACCUACCAGGAGCCUCAGUAGAUGGAACCCCUAUGGACAGUUCGAGCUAG